Drosophila rhopaloa is the source of this 470-nucleotide messenger RNA. RefSeq lists its product as uncharacterized. The transcript has a single exon. The coding region runs from base 61 to 402 and encodes 113 amino acids. NCBI's taxonomy places the organism in Eukaryota, Metazoa, Arthropoda, Insecta, Diptera, Drosophilidae. The record is from RefSeq and is a predicted model, not a curated record.
GAACGUUUCGAUUUGCAUAGCAUCCCGGGCAAGGAGAUACGAGAAGAUACAUUUAGGAAAAUGUCAGACUAUUCCAGCAGCGGCAACUCCCCGAAGGCUGAGAAAUCCGUGAGCUAUGCCCUUUAUCUCCAUCGGCGGGAGUUGGGGCGCCCCAAACGGCGGAUGAUGCGCAUCUGCAGCACCAAGUUGCAGCUAACAAAUGAGCUCAUCCAGCUGCAACAGCGCCGCCAGUGGGAGACGGCCUUUGACCUCGAGUUCGACGCGGAGGCCAGUUCCCAGCAGAUGAGUGCCCUGGAUAGGGAACGGGAGUAUCGCGACAGAUUGCAAACCAAUAUGCAGCGGCAACUCGAGAAGCAGCAGAAACGCAAGCGAAAGUAUCUCCAGGAAAUCGGCAAGCUAUAGGCAAUACAGUAUCAAGUACUAUCAAGUCCAACGCGGAAGUCAUUUAUUUAAUUGAGGACCAUAUUAGG